AUGGGUUGCUCAGGAUCGAAGAACGCAUCUAACCCCAAGGAUGGUGCCGCCAGUAAGGGUGGAAAGGACGGGAAAACUACUGCGGACCGGAAGGUUGCGUGGGAGCGUAUUCGGUGUGCGAUUCCCCGUGACAAGGAUGCUGAGUCGAAAAGCCGUCGCAUUGAACUCUUCAAGCGGUUUGACACGAAUGGGACUGGAAAACUCGGCUUCAGGGAGGUGCUUGAUGGUUGCUACAGUGUACUCAAGUUGGAUGAGUUCACGACUCACCUUCCUGACAUUGUCCAGCGUGCGUUUGACAAAGCGAAGGACCUCGGCAACAAGGUAAAGGGUGUGGGUGAAGAGGAUCUUGUGGAGUUCCUUGAAUUCCGCCUGAUGCUUUGCUACAUCUAUGAUAUCUUUGAGUUGACUGUAAUGUUCGACACCAUGGAUAAGGAUGGAAGUUUGUUGAUUGAGCUACAGGAGUUCAAGGAAGCCUUGCCGAAAUUGAAGGAGUGGGGUGUUGAUAUCACUGACGCUACCACUGUGUUUAAUGAGAUCGACACUAAUGGAUCUGGUGUUGUGACAUUCGAUGAAUUCUCAUGCUGGGCUGUCACUAAAAAGUUGCAGGUAUGUGGCGAUCCUGAUGGUGAGGGGAACGGAGCAAAUGAAGGUGACGGGGCAAAUGCAGGGGAUGGAGUUCCUGCGGCCGAGGGUUCUGCCUAG
Messenger RNA from Trypanosoma brucei brucei TREU927, 702 nucleotides. RefSeq names its product flagellar calcium-binding protein. Gene Ontology annotation, molecular function: calcium ion binding. The record is from RefSeq and is a predicted model, not a curated record. Bases 1 to 702 code for a protein of 233 amino acids. The transcript has a single exon. NCBI's taxonomy places the organism in Eukaryota, Euglenozoa, Kinetoplastea, Trypanosomatida, Trypanosomatidae.